GUCGCGCCGCAACAAACGCUGCAACAUUCCCUCAACACUUGACACGUCGCCAUUCCACUCCCUACCAUUUGUAUCGUCGCGGCGGAAAGUCCUCUACGAGCAAGCAAGCUUUACAUCAACAAAGAAAGGGAGUCGAUUGAUCCCCAGAACUCCCGAAGCACUACUCGCCGCACUCACACGACCUCACAUCACAUCACCGAACCGAACCGAAACCCGCGAACUCGAUCCACCCACGCCCGCGCCCGCGCCUUAAGAAACUGUCCAGAGCAAGAGCGUUGAUCGCCAAACCCCCGCCCCGCCGCCAAAAUGUUCUUCUUCUUCACCUGCGGCACACACACCUUCUCGUCGCCGCUCAAAGGCGCCGAGGGCCUGACAGUGCAGUGUCAAAACUGCGGCAACUGGUCCGGCCGCGUGAUGAAGCGCUGGGAAUGGUUCACAUUCUGCUUCGUCCCCAUCAUCCCCUUCAGCCUGAAGCCGUACAAGGAAGUCGGCUGCCACAUCUGCAACUUCUGGCAGGACAUCAAGUACCGGCCGGACGUGCUGCAGCAGAUGGAAGGCGGAGCUGCAGCUGGAGGCGGAGGCGGAGGCGGAGGCGGACAGCAGGGGUAUAAUAUGGCGGGUGGUGCUGCUGGGCACGGUGGCGCGGGGUAUGGACCGCCGCCGGCGGGCGUGCCGCAGCAGUACAAGUAGGUCGGUGAUGAAGAAGGGAACGGGGAGGAGGAUACGUGGAUGCAGAUGCGGAGGAUAAUGGGCGUUUUGGGGCAGCGGGGUUGUUAAGGGAGCUGUGGCUGUCGUACGUAGCGACACAAGGACGGUGUAGUGUCGCGCAAUUACAAGAGCGAGGCGCAAGGGCAGGGCAGGGAAAGUCUCCUAGGAUGGUCCUCUUAGAUCCCAUGAGCGGGAAGGGAAGCAUAAUGCGGCGUUUUUUCGGGAAACACCCUACAGAUACCACGUUCUCAUC
Molecule: messenger RNA, 961 nt
Organism: Trematosphaeria pertusa
Lineage: Eukaryota; Fungi; Ascomycota; Dothideomycetes; Pleosporales; Trematosphaeriaceae
Exons: 2
Coding region: 307-690 (127 amino acids)
Source: RefSeq, a predicted model, not a curated record